GCGUGGUGCUGAGACCGUUGACCGUUCUCUUGGCAGUGUUGACGAUGAAUGGAGUGCCUUCUCUGCGCGAGUGCGUCCAUCGUAGCAAACGCCCACCUCCAGGUGUGCAAUGGCUCCGGAGCUUCUGUUUCCCGCGAGGGGGAAAUUUCUCCCUGCAGCAGUAUCAGGCGUCUGUCCUCAUUUUGACGUUUGUUGCUUAUUCGAUGUAUCACAUGUCCCGAAAACCACCAUCUAUGGUAAAGAGUGUUUUGCACCCUCCAGAGCCGCACGGCAGUGGAGCAGCUGGCUGGCCUCCAUUUAGUGGUAAAAGGGGUUCAGAGUUAUUAGGAGAAGUGGAUGUUGCGUUCCUUGCAGCUUAUUCUCUGGGCAUGUUCUACAGUGGUCAUUUAGGAGAUCGUCUCAACCUACGGUUGUUUCUCGGUGCCGGUAUGAUUGGCUCUGGACUGUUCACGUGCCUUUUUGGCAUGGGCUAUUUUUGGAACUUCCAUAGUUUAGGAUACUUUCUUCUUAUCCAAGUUGUGGCGGGGCUAUUUCAGUCGACUGGAUGGCCGAGUGUGAUUGCUUUCGUCGGUAAUUGGUUUGGCAAAUCGGGUAGAGGGUUGAUAAUGGGUAUUUGGAACGCUCACACGUCUGUGGGGAACAUACUGGGCGCCGUCCUCCCUGCUGCUGUCCUCGAUUGGGGAUGGGGGUGGUCGUUCGUGCUCCCCGGCGUCAUGAUCAUAGGAGCGGGCUUUCUAGUAAUUGCUUUCCUGGCAGUGGACCCUGAGGACGUGGGCCUGCCAACGCCUAUGCACACACAAGGAGACAGUGAAGAUCGGGUGGAUAGACACGUGUCGCGAGGGAGAGGGGUGGGUGGUCGUCAAGUGGAGGCGGAGGAGGAGAUGGUGCUUUUCGACAGCAGCAGCAGCGGAGAUAGGGGUUUGGCAAGGAGUGCCUUUUCGGGUGAAGGAGAACAGGGGGAUCCCAACGAUCCCCAAACUGUGAAUAAGAGGACAAUUGAGGAGAAGGUAGGGGGGGGCGGUGUGCAGGAGGGGGAGGGGGAGGGGGAGGGGGAGGGGGAGGGGAAGGAGCCUACUUUCGACGAUGACCACUUCAAAACUGUGGACGGAGUGAUCGUAAGGGAGAGCAUUGGGUUUCUAGAAGCUUGGAAGAUUCCUGGCGUUGCCGAGUUUGCCUCGUGCAUGUUUUUCUCGAAGCUCGUGGGAUACACAUUUCUCUACUGGCUGCCUUUCUACGUCAAGAAGACACCGAUUGCGGGACGGUCUUUGACCGAUGAGCAGGCGGGUGAUUUGUCAACCCUGUUUGACUUUGGCGGGAUCGUCGGGGGUGUUAUUGCAGGCUACGUGUCGGACAAGUGUAACAUGAACGCUUCGGUGGUGUGCACCUUCUUCGUCCUUUCCGUCCCCAUUCUGUGGAGUUACUCUACAUUCGGCAGUGUCUCUCUGGUACUUAACAUCGUCCUGAUGUUCACCUCUGGGUUGGUGGUGACUGGACCCCUUUCCCUCAUCACGACCGCUAUAUCAGCUGACUUGGGCACACACGAAUCGCUUACGGGUAACGCCAAGGCCUUAGCGACCGUGGCGGCAAUCCUAGAUGGAACGGGCUCCAUUGGCGCUUCGCUGGGCCCGCUGCUUACGGGUUUCGUAAGUGAGCUGGGAGGGGAUAAUCAAGGGUGGGUGUAUGUCUUCUGGAUGCUUAUGGCGUCGAUAUUAAUCGCCGGCCUGUUGCUGACCAAGCUAGUCAUUGCAGAAGUGAGGGAGAAGAUCGCUGUAACAAGACCGUACGAGGCGUGGGCAGUUUUUCCUUCACAAAUAGGAAUGAAGAAGAGAGGUGUACUGGAGAAGCUACAACCGGAUGGGAGUGGUGGGAGUGGGAGUGAAGUCAUGGAGUCGUUGGCCCGUUGUUCCGGAGUGAGUGCGGCGGAUGGCACAGUGCCGGUCGCUCCUCCGAAGUCCCGCAAUGGCGGGCAAUUUGGUAUCAUUCUCCUCACGCUCUCUGCGGGUAUCGGUGGAUUCCUCUUCGGUUACGACACCGGUGUCAUUUCCGGUGCUCUCUUGUAUGUGCGCGACGACUUUCCGUCAGUCGACCAGAGCACUGAACUGCAGGAACUCAUAGUGAGCAUGGCUAUAUUGGGGGCAGCGAUCGGGGCAGCGGCAGGUGGACAUUUGAACGACAAGUUCGGGCGGAAGCCUAGCAUUUUAAUGUCGGAUGUCGUCUUCGCCCUCGGGGCACUGGUUAUGGCGGCCGCCCCGGGUCCAGUGCUCCUUAUUGUAGGCCGCCUUUUAGUGGGACUCGGCGUGGGACUUGCAUCCAUGGCUGUCCCACUGUAUAUUGCGGAGACGUCUCCUCCUGCCAUCCGCGGAGCGCUCGUCAGCGUCAAUGUUCUAAUGAUUACGACUGGGCAGUUCGUUUCUUAUGUGGUAAAUUAUGCGUUUACGGAAGUCCCCGGGACAUGGAGAUGGAUGUUGGGGGUCGCUGGAUUGCCAGCCGUCAUCCAAUCAGUGCUGUUGUUAUUUCUGCCGGAGUCUCCUAGGUGGCUGCUAAGGCAAGGAAGGGUGGAGGACGCUAGAAUUGCGACAAGGAAACUGAAUCUGGCGAACUGCGGUGAAGCGGAGAUGGCUGACUAUGUGGUCCAGCCAAAGCGGGAGGAGUAUGGUGGGGACCACGACCCUCCGGAACUAUUGCCUUUGGAAGGUGACAGCGGUAAUAUGAGUAGCAGCUGCUCGCGGGUGAAGGAAAUGAUAUCGCGGAAGGAGAUGAGGCUCGCGCUGACGGUAGGAGUGGGUUUGCAGGUAUUUCAGCAGCUAGUGGGUAUAAACACUGUGAUGUAUUACAGCCCUUCGAUUGUCGAGUUGGCAGGGUUCGCCGCGCAUCAGACGGCGCUGAAGUUGUCGAUGUUGGUGGCACUGACGAACGCACUUGGGACUGUCCUUGGUAUUUUGCUUAUCGACAGAUACGGGCGGCGGAAGCUUGUGCUAUGGAGUCUUGCUGGGGUGAUUGUUGCACUCGCAACCCUCUCAGUUUCCUUCAAGCUUACAGCAAACAGCUCACCGGGAGUCCAAGGAGGAGUCGGAGACCUGCCGCUCAGCUCCGACUUCGUUUGUCCCGCACCGUCGACGUUGAUGGACUGUGCGGAUUGUCUGAGCAACGGGUGCGGCUUCUGCGCCGCCGGGCGAGAUGUGCACGAGCAGAUGGCGGCAGGAGGGAGCUGCCUUGUUCUCAACUCCACGGCCGCGGCUGCAUGUACAAGUGCAUCGCAUAGUUGGUACGCUCGUCGCGGAUGUCCUAGCAAGUACGGGUUCCUUGCGCUCAUAGGACUCGUCCUCUACAUCAUGGCCUUCGCCCCUGGAAUGGGUCCCGUUCCGUGGGCAGUCAAUUCCGAGAUAUAUCCGAUUGAGUGGCGGGGUCUUGCGAACGGAGUGGCCGCCACAGCCAACUGGAUCGCGAAUCUCCUUGUCGCGCAAACCUUCUUGACGCUAACCAGGCUGCUCGGCACGUCACUGACUUUUCUACUAAUAAUGUUCAUUGCCAUCGCCGCUUUCGUGUUUGUCACAUUCUCAUUACCAGAGACGAAGGGUGCGUCCAUGCAACAGAUACAGGACAUGUGGGAGGAACUGGCGAGGAAAAGGUCGCCAUUGAGCGAUGGAUUUACGAAUGGCUAUGGCAAGCUAGGAGGGACCGCGAGCAAAAGUGUUGGGAGCUACGAGCGCGUAAGGACGGACGAGGUGGGGGCUGAUCCUGGACCGCGCUGACAGGUCUUCUUCUUCUUUGGAGCCCCCACUGUUGUAGGCACCUGAGGAUAGACUUUGAACCAGCCAGCCAAUAGGGUCAAAUGAGGGUCUUGCAUUUUCAUCGUUCCUUUCUUUUAACCGUCGGUUUUGAUCAACCUUUGCGUUUGGAUCGGAGAACUGGGCCUUUGAAGCCAAACAGGUCAGUAGUUUUCAUCAAGAAUGCCACAAGCCAGGAUUCGAGGGAGGAUUGGUGCAGAAAGGAAGAGCAAAUCGAUAGCGUAUCUUGAGAGA
Molecule: messenger RNA, 4022 nt
Organism: Chara braunii
Lineage: Eukaryota; Viridiplantae; Streptophyta; Charophyceae; Charales; Characeae
Source: the annotation of a GenBank genome assembly